GAUUCUUGGUUGACCUAUUGAGUAAAUAAAAAUGGCGAUCGAAAAACGAAAAAGAAAAACAGAAGGUUAUUUUCAACAAAUACCUGUUGAUCUAGUAAAGUAUUUGUGAUAAUGGACAUAAAUCUUAAUUCUGCAUAUCAAAAAACAUCAUCUGAAAACAGUUUAGCGGACAAAGAAGAAACAAAAAUAGAAAAACAACCAACAACACUGACUGAGCAUCAUCGGGAAGUGAGUCAAAGUUUAUAUUUUUCGUCAAAUGUCAAAACAGUAAACCCUGUGGAAGCAAUAGCUGACGGUCCAAUAAAAUCAAAUUCUCUACCCAAACGAAAGAAGAGGUCACGACCAUCUUUUAAAUUGGUCAUCAAUCUUAUGAGUCGUUUUAAAACUUCUUCAAGUGUUGAAAAAAAUUGUGUGGAGACCGGGGGUCCAAAAGGGGGAUGGACUCCUUCACUGCCACGGAAAAGUGGACAGUCUAGUGGUAAACAGGCCAAAGAUUUGUCUUCAUCUCCACUGAUGACUCGAUCGUUUAACAGUUUGUGGAACGUUGUUCCGGGUACCGUUGGUAUCCCAAAUCAUGGGAACACUUGCUUUAUGAAUGCUGUGAUACAAUGUUUGAGCAACACGGAUUGGUUCACCAAGUACUUCAUUUUAAAACAGUUCAAAGAUGAUAUGAAAAGCAAAUCCUUUUCAAAAAAGUUUAGCAGUCAGAAGAGUGAUGUAACAGAACAAUUAGGAAAAUUACUAGAAAGUCUGUGGAGUAAUAAUUCAAAUGUUGUAACAGAAGUCUCAAAUGGAUUUAAAAGUGUUGUAGGGAAGAACAACAGUCAGUACAAAGGAUCAGAGCAGCACGAUUCUCAGGAGUUCUUUCUGUGGCUUCUUGAUCGUCUUAAUGAGGACAUUUUCACAAGCUACAAGAAAAAAGAAAAGACAAAACGGUUAAGUACCUCAGACAUCUCUGAUGAGGCAGCAGCUAAGGAGGUAUUACAGCAGAACAGUGGCUGUGUCCCGUACAAUCUAUUCCAAGCUCUGUAUCGCUCUUCACUUAAAUGUCCAAAAUGUCAGAAGCUGAGCAAUACAUUUGAAUCCUAUCUGUGUCUCUCCUUGCCAUUGCCUGUGCGCACUACGAGGCCAGUUUAUGUGAUCUAUGUCUCUAGGGAGGUGGAACCAAUGCAGAUCAAGAUUGGGUUGACACUGAAUGUCCAUGACACAGUUCGGGAACUAAGAGAGGCAACUGCUGCAUACAUGGAAAUUUCUCCAUCCAGGAUUGUGUUGUGUCAGAUAUUUGAGGAUGGGAUCCAGAAUCGUUACUGUGAUGACCAGCCCUUGACUGACAUAUCAGAGGUGGAGUCGGUUUACGCUAUAGAAACACUAGCACCUCCCGGUCAGGGCAGCAGUAAUCCCGAAGAGUUUGAGUCUUCCUACACUCAGCUGAUUGUUAUAAACACAGAGAAAAGAUCCUCACCAACCAGAUAUGCAAGGUUUUGUGCUCCAGUCAUUCUGUGUGUUCCUAGAGAUAUAGACUUUAGAAGUUUGCAGAAGAAAAUUCUAACUGUGAUGGGAGAGUGCAUAAAAGAGGGACUUUUGACACAGAAGUUGGAUGUGCUGUUCAGACUGCGGCUUGUUGAUGAAUUUUCAGGAAAGCGAUACUAUUUACAAGAUGAUGAAGAAAUUAUGCCUCUCUAUACACAAGCAGUGGAUAGUGCUUUGACUUAUGGAGCUGAAUAUGGUCCUCAGCAUAUAGAGCUUGUGGCCGAGUGGGACCAUGCUAUCAAAGAGAGAGUGAUAAUCAAAGACAAUGAUGUGCUGCAUGAAGAACCGAGUGUGAAGAGAGUACGGAUGUCACAGCAGCAGCCAUUGAAAGUCUCUCUAGAUGAAUGCUUCCAAAUCUUCACCAAAGAUGAAAAGUUAAGUGGAGAUGAUGCCUGGGAAUGUCCACACUGCCAUAAACAGCAGAAAAAUGCCACAAAAACAAUUGGUCUGUGGUCACUUCCAGAUGUACUGGUCAUCCAUCUCAAGCGCUUCAGACAGGUGGGACUACGUAGAAGUAAGCUGAGUACUUUGGUGGAUUUUCCUGUGAGAGAGCUUGACAUGGCCUCACAUGUUGUAAAGCGACCACACACCAAUGCUGAUGACACAGAAAUGAUAUACGAACUUGAGGGUGUAUUAAAUCACUAUGGCAACAUGCAAGGUGGUCACUACACAGCAUUUUGUAAGAACCCAGUGGAUAGCAGGUGGUAUGAGUUUGACGACUCUAAAGUGAAGCCCAUGGCCGAGGCUGAGGUAAAGACCUCAUCUGCUUACCUGUUGUUUUAUCAAAGGAAGGGUGUGAUGGAUUCAGUGAGAGAGGACCUUGAAUCUGGAUAUCACUGGAUCUACAAAUUGUACCCCAAUGCCUAUAAAAAUGUAGCCAAAAAUUUGAACAGGAAUGAAAGUAACCCACAGCCUCGGUAUACAGAAAAUAUUAUGGAUCAAGAUAUUCCACACUCAAUGAAUUGUCCAGAUCCUAUUCCACUCAUGACAGCAAAUGAUCCACCAAAACGUGUUCAAAACUCUCCAACUAAAGUAAAAGAUAAUUCUCUCCAAAAAUCUGACUCUGAGCCAAGCAUAUGUAAAAAUGAAGUCAAGCAUGCCAAGACAAACUCAGAUAUUGUACCAGAAACUGUUCCUGACAUAGCAUGGAGAAAUAAAGAUGUUGACAGUACUGAUCUUGUGAAGCCAAGUCAGCUGAGAAAUCUUUUGAAAAAGGGUCAGGAUGUGCAAAGGGAGACCAGUCAAAUAGCAAAGGGUGACAUAAAUAACAGAAAACCGUAUGAUCAUACCAAAUAUGCAGAAAUAGGCAGAGACCACCACUCUCCAGAGAAGCAGGCAAUGCCACCAAAGAAUGAAAAUAGUGAAAAGAAGCACUCCAGUGGAAGUGGGCUCACUGUUAAGCUACCAGAAAAGGAGGUGUUUAUUGUCAGACAGAAUCACAAAACUGGACAGACAACUGUGGAAUCUUUCAGUAAACAUCUUUCUCAGGUAGAAACUCUGAAAAAACAAUUGAUCAAUUCUGGUCCUCAGAGCAAUGGGAACCAUCCAAGUAAACUGGAUUCUCAUGACACCAGUAAGAAACUAGCUGCCCUCCAAAUUAGAGACAGAAGUGACCACAGAGAUGAAGUUGAUGUGCCAGUAGGACCAAAGUCCCUUCCUUCAUCAUAUUCAUCAAGAUUGGAGACAACACAAGUAAACAUGUCUAAGUCAUAUUAUGGUCAGAGGACCCCAGAAGAUCACCCCCUAUCACCAAUUGAUUUUAACAGACAACUGUCAAAUCCAACCAAAAGUGGAUUUGUUGAAAAAGAGGCACCUAGAAACCCACCUGUCAAACGAAGUAAAAGUCAGACAAGGACUAGAGAACAGGAGCAAAAUGCCAUCAAUGACCUCAGGAACCAAGUCCAUGAUCAGAGAAAUGGUGUUAGUGUUAACAACAAAUAUGCUACUAUAGCUAGAGUGAAUCAGAGUUUCCAAGGACAUAAGCACCAAGAUUCAGCAGUUGUACGGUCUUCUACAGAGGGUAGUCUUGGUAACAACUCAAUGGUUCCUGGUCAUCAGAUCACAGACAGGCAGGACUAUGAUGUAGGUUUACCACUGAGGCAGGAAAUUUUGGAGAUUAGAGAUACCAUUCAGAGUUCCCCACAUCUCCACCAGGCUGGAUCUAGAAAACCAGUUUACGAUGGUGUGGUGAACACAGACUCACAUUCAUACACUGAAGGAUUUCCUCGCUAUCAACCCCACAAACAUUACAGAAAAACUCCAAAUAGGGAGGAACUGGAAAACCUCAAAAAGGAAAAACUGUAUUCUCCAUGUCUUAAAGAAUCCUCUGUCUAAAGAGUUCAUUUUAGAACUGUAAAUUGGCACUUCUCUAGUGUGUAAUCUUUGCUAUUUAUUUUGCUUAGCUAGAGACUUACCUCAAUAUUACACCAUGACUAAUGUGCAGUGUUUGCAAAACAACAACAUUAAAAAAGGAUUGUAUCAUCUAUGUAACAGACCUCAAAUUGUCAUUAGGACAUACUUAUGACAGAAGAUCUUGCAUGUUAUUGUUAAGCCUUUUUCUCUUCUUUCUCUUCUUGUAGGCACAUUCAACAUCUGAACAGCAAGUUAUGAUUGGAGGGACACUUUUAGCUAUGACUGGAUAGACACUUAUGAUAAAGACUGUUAGCUUUGACUGGAAUAGACACUGUUAGCUAUGACUGAAUUAUUAUCUGUUAACUGUAAACUUUGACUGGAUAGACUGUUAUGAUAAAGACUGUUAGCUUUGACUGGAUAGACAGAGUUAUGAUAGACACUGUUAUGAUAAAGACUGUUAGCUUUGACUGGAUAGACAGAGCUAUGAUAGACACUGUUAUGAUAAAGACUGUUAGCUUUGACUGGAUAGACAGAGAUAUGAUAGAAACUGUUAGCUAUGACUGGAUAGACACUGUUAGCUGUAACUGGAUAGACAUUGUAAGCUAUAACUGAAUGAACACUCUUAGUUAUGAUUGGAUAGACACUGUUAGCUAUAACUGGAUAGACAUUGUUAGUUAUGAUUAGAUGAACACUGUAUUGAAAAUUACUGUGCAAUUUAGUGUUAAAUGGCUAUAAAAUUUUGAUUACUGUAAAUCACAUUUUAUUUACAAGAAAAUUAUUUGAUAGUACUACUUAGAGAUUGCAUUGACCUGAAGAUAAAAUUCUUGUUAUUGUGCAGAGAAUAUACUGAUACUUAGUCUACCAAAUAAAUACAAUCUUAUUGUCAAAAUAGUCAAGAGAUAUACAGCACCUCGAAGUUAAUUAAAUUCAUUUUCAUUUCAUGAGGGCUUCUUUGAGGAUUUUGCCAUGUGAUACAGGGUUUUAAAAACACCUUAAAGUGUGGCACCUGUAUUGUAAUUUAAUUAAUUACAGGCAUUGUAACAUCUUUGUUGCUUUAUUUUGACUCAUGCAAUUGUUAUAAUACAUGUGUUUAUGUAUGUAUUUUUGUUUGUGUUUACUUCCAUGAUACAACGACACCAAGAUGUAAUAUAGAAUGUAUAAUCUAUACGUAUCAGAAAACUGUCCUACACUCAAUGCAUUUAUAUUCAUUGUGAUUUUGUCAAAUUUUCUCUUAGAAUAUGCGUCUUAAUGUACUAAUGUGUAAAUAAGUAAAAACAGUUAAAGGGGAUUUUUGUGUGUGUGUUCCAAAGAUCAAAAACUCAUUAUUUUUUCAUUUUUGCAUUUGAAUUAUAGGUUGUCUUUAGCAUCUUUUAAAGGAAUACAUAAUGCUUAUAACAGAUGAUUGUAAAUAUGUAGUGUCAAUUAGGGAAGACAGGAGAGAACUUUUUCCAGAUAGCUUGCCACACGAAGUAUUUUUUUUUUCAAACAAACAGUGGUAUUGUUAAGUGUUUUACUGCUAGAAGGGAGUGCACUGAAUUGAUCCCUUAGAUUAACAAUUCAUUGUGUUAAGUGCAAUAAUAAGUGCUUCAUGGUUUGUGAUGGUGAAGUGUAUAUGAAUUAUCUAUUAUAUUAGAAUGACUGGAGUUCUAGAACUCUGUAUUAGUAGUAAUUACGCACAUUCCAGGUUGAUGGUUUAUGUACAUAUUACACAUGCAAGGCAUGUGAACCAUGUGACAUUUCAUACAGCUAUGAAAUACUUUGAAAAAUGGCAUUAACACAUUACUUAUGAUUGUAUACAAUUUACUCAUUAUUCCAUUAGUUGUUUAAAGUUCUAGUUGGUGCAUUAUAUAUUUACAUUUUCUUAUGUCAUUCCACCUGUUUAAAAAUGGUUGUGUCCUUAUAUAUACCUUGUUUUUUCUUUUACUUUUUUGUGUUAUCAAUUUUUUUUCAUUCUUGCUUUAAUGCUACAUAUAUUUUGAGAGGAGGACUAGGAAAUCUAAGUUUUCAGCAGAUUGACAAUUUUGUCCUGAAGGAACUGGUUCUUUCUUUACAACUAAAAAUAGAAUUCAUUGUGGUAUAUUUUGUUGACACUUCUAUUAUAUAUUUCAUUUUAAAAUUGGUUUUUAAAAUUUUAAAGAAUUGAAAAAGAAAAUUCAUUAUAUUUUAUUGGCAUUCCAUUGUACAGGUAUAGUAUACCAAUUCACAUUUUUUUUUUUGGUCAUGAAUUAAUAUUUAUAAUCAUUCAUCAACUUGGGUGUCAUAAGUGGAAAAAUUAGAUCAAACAAUGUGUUUAGAUAAUUAUACAUUUAGUGUACAAUGAUUCAUCUGUACAGUAACACAACCUUUGUAAUUAUCAGUAUUUCUUAUAUGCUCAGGAUCAUUUUACAGGAAACUGUUAUUGGAAUAGAGCAGUAUGUGUAACUACUGGCUUCUCACAUUUACUGUUUUUCAAACAUUGUUUAAGCAUAUUUUUCAGUUGAUUUAUUUCAAGUUAUAAAACAUUUUGCAAAAAAGUACUUGUUAAAAGAAAAGUCAAAUCCUAAAUUCAAAAGAAUAGAAUGUUAUUGACCCAAACACAUAUUAACAUACAUGUAUAAACAUAAAUAAUGCAAUUUACUAGUGAACUGAACUAAUAUUUCAGGACAAUUAAUAUAGAAGAGAUACCUUUACUCUUGUAUGCUAUUUCUUACCAUUGAAGGUACAUGUUAAGUUACAUAGUGGAGAAAAAAAUGAACAUUUUAUCAGGAGUCAGGAGCAGGAAUCAGUUGGAGAAAUUAUACACAGUUAUAAAAUAAAAUGAUAAUAUUUCACAGAACAUUUAUUAUUAUACACGUAAAGGCAGUAUGCUAUCUCUUUUUUCUGAAAAUUUAAUUUCUAAGUAUACGUAUGGAAACUGAAAUUAUUAAUCUCGAAUUAUUCGAAUUAUUCUCGAAUAAUUUUUUGAGAGAAAGUGAAGACUUAUUAAAAUUGUUAACAUUUGUUUUCUGACUGGUUGUACAACUUGAGCAUUCCAGCUUUGUUAAUUUUUAUCUUUGUUUUUGUUGAUGUAGCCUUUUCAGGUUCAUUCAUUGUAAAUUUGUCAUUCAGAAUUUUAGUACAGUAUAUAACACAUAUACAUGUAUGCCAAGAAAUAA
Molecule: messenger RNA, 7016 nt
Organism: Saccostrea echinata
Lineage: Eukaryota; Metazoa; Mollusca; Bivalvia; Ostreida; Ostreidae
Product: ubiquitin carboxyl-terminal hydrolase 43-like
Exons: 11
Coding region: 112-3864 (1250 amino acids)
Biological process (GO): protein deubiquitination
Molecular function (GO): cysteine-type deubiquitinase activity
Source: RefSeq, a predicted model, not a curated record